Molecule: messenger RNA, 1593 nt
Organism: Psammomys obesus (fat sand rat)
Lineage: Eukaryota; Metazoa; Chordata; Mammalia; Rodentia; Muridae
Gene: Krt79
Product: keratin 79
Exons: 9
Coding region: 1-1593 (530 amino acids)
Biological process (GO): keratinization; intermediate filament organization
Cellular component (GO): keratin filament
Molecular function (GO): structural constituent of skin epidermis
Source: RefSeq, a predicted model, not a curated record
AUGCGGUCCUCCUUGUCCAGGAAGACCUUCUCCACCAAAGGAGGCUUCAGCUCCAACUCAGCCAGCGGAGGGGGCGGGAGUCGGAUGCGAACCAGCUACAGCUCCGUGACCAUGUCCAGGGGCAGCGGCAGUGGUGGGGUCCGCUCUGGCCCCAGUUCCGGGGGCUUUGGCAGCUGGAGCCUCUAUAACUUGGGAGGCAAGAGCGUCUCUGUCAGCGUGGCUGGUGGGGCGUCCUCCGGCCGGGCACUAGGAGGCUUUGGCAGUGGAGCCUACGUGGGCCUAGGGGCUGGCAGGCAGACAUUUGGGCCUGUCUGCCCCCCGGGGGGCAUCCAGGAAGUCACUGUCAACCAGAGCCUGCUGACACCUCUCAACGUGGAGAUAGACCCCGAGAUCCACAGGGUGCGCACCCAGGAGCGCGAACAGAUCAAGACCCUCAACAACAAGUUCGCCUCCUUCAUCGACAAGGUGCGCUUCCUGGAGCAGCAGAACAAGGUGCUGGAGACCAAGUGGGCGCUGCUGCAGGAGCAGAGCCAGAAUACAGGGGUCAGCAGGAGCUUGGAGCCUUUCUUUGAGAAUUACCUGAGCACCCUGAGGAGACAGCUGGAAGCCAAGCAGAGCGAGCAGGGGCGGCUGGAUAUGGAGCUGAGGAGCGUGCAGGAUACUCUGGAGGACUUCAAGAACAAGUACGAGGAUGAAAUCAACAAGCGCACAUCCUUGGAGAAUGAAUUUGUGGUGCUCAAGAAGGAUGUAGACGCCGCGUACAUGGGCAGAAUGGAUCUGCACGGCAGAGUGGACACACUGAGCCAGGAGAUCGAGUUCCUCCAGCACCUCUAUGAGAUGGAGCUGAGCCAAGUGCAGGUAAACGUGUCUGACACCAACGUGGUCCUGUCCAUGGACAACAACCGCAGCCUGGACCUGGACAGCAUCAUCGCUGAGGUCAAGGCGCAGUACGAGCUGAUCGCCCAGAGAAGCCGGGCUGAGGCUGAGUCCUGGUACCAGACCAAGUACGAAGAGCUGCAGGUCACAGCCGGGAAGCACGGGGACAGCCUUCGAGACACCAAAAAUGAGAUUGCGGAACUCACUCGCACCAUCCAGAGGCUGCAGGGGGAGGUGGACGCAGCCAAGAAGCAGUGCCAGCAGCUGCAGACAGCCAUUGCGGAAGCUGAGCAGCGUGGGGAGAUGGCGCUCAAGGACGCGAAGAAGAAGCUUGGAGACCUUGACACAGCCCUGCACCAGGCCAAGGAGGACCUGGCCCGGCUGCUGCGCGACUACCAGGCGCUCAUGAACGUCAAGCUGGCCCUGGACGUGGAGAUCGCCACCUACCGCAAGCUGCUGGAGAGCGAGGAGAGCCGGAUGUCUGGAGAGUGUCCCAGCGCAGUGAGCAUCUCGGUGACCGGCAACUCUACCUCGGUGUGCGCAGGCGGCGCGGCUGGCUUCUCGAGCGGCCUCUCUCUGGGAGGGGCUGGCGGGGCCAGCAAGGGAGGGUUCAGUGCCAGCGUGAGCUACGGCGCUGCCAAGGGCGGGCAGGUCGCCGGGGGAACCUCCAUCCUGCGGAAGAUCACCACGGUCAAGAGCUCUAGCCGGAGAUACUAG